AUGGCGGCCGGGAGGCUGGGCCUCAGCCGGGCCCUGGACACAGCGGCGGCGUCUCCUCGGCCGUCCUCUCAGCCCAGGCAGGGGCCCGUGGUGAGCCCCCCGCCCGGCCUGGAGCGCUCCCUUCGCCUCUCGGGCCAAGGUCUGCACAUGAAUAUACCUGACGACCAAGCUGAUAAACUGCUGUUGGCCAGCUGGGGCCUUCCCCAAGCCGUCCUGGAGAAAUAUCAUCGUUUGGGAGUAGUGCGUAUGUUCCAGUGGCAAGCGGAGUGCCUCAUGGUCGGGCAAGCCCUGGAAGGGAAAAACUUAGUUUACUCAGCUCCUACAAGCGCUGGGAAAACUCUUGUUGCUGAAUUACUCAUCCUGAAGAGAGUGCUGGAAACUCGCCGAAAGGCACUCUUCAUCCUCCCCUUUAUCUCUGUGGCCAAAGAGAAGAAGUUUUACCUGCAGGCUCUCUUCCAAGAAGCUGGCGUGCGAGUGGAAGGCUACGUAGGCAACAUUUCCCCGGCUGUCAGGUUCUCUGCCUUGGAUGUCGCUGUCUGUACUAUUGAGAGAGCCAACAGUCUGAUCAACAGACUUAUAGAAGAGAACAUGAUGGACUUACUGGGCAUCGUGGUUGUGGAUGAGUUGCACAUGUUGGGAGAUUCUCAGAGAGGGUAUUUGCUGGAACUCCUGCUGACGAAAGUUCGUUAUUUGACGGAGCGAAUGAAAAACAAACAGAAAAACAGCCUUCUUUCAGACAAGAUACAGAUUGUAGGCAUGAGUGCCACCCUUCCUAAUCUGGAUCUCCUGGCCUCCUGGCUGAAUGCUGAUCUGUACCACACGGAUUUCCGUCCCGUGCCGCUCGUGGAGCAAUUAAAGAUCGGCGGCAAAGUUUAUGACUCGUCCAUGAAAGCAGUGAGAGAAGUCCAGCCUCUCCCACAUGUGAAGGGAGAUGAGGACCAUGUGGUGAGCCUGUGUUACGAGACGGUUCAGGAUGGCCACUCCGUCCUCGUCUUCUGCCCAUCGAAGAACUGGUGUGAGAAGUUGGCCGACAUCAUCGCCAGGGAGUUCUGCAACAUCCAGCAGGAAUGCCUUCAGAAAACGUCCAGUCUGUCUCCAGUUGCCCUGGAUGCUCAAGGAGUAGAGCAGUUGAUGAGCCAGCUGAAGCAUUCUCCAUCUGGUCUGGACUCCGUACUUCAGCGGACUAUAAAGUGGGGAGUUGCUUUUCACCAUGCAGGCCUCACUUUCGAUGAACGAGACAUCAUCGAGGCAGCGUUUCGUCGCGGAGCGCUGCGAGUCUUAGCGGCGACCUCGACGCUUUCUUCUGGAGUGAACCUGCCUGCCCGCCGGGUAAUUAUCCGAACUCCUGUGUUUGGUGGCAGGCCGCUGGAUAUCCUAACAUACAAGCAGAUGUCCGGAAGGGCUGGAAGGAAAGGCGUAGACACGGCAGGUGAGAGCAUUCUGAUGUGCAAGCCUUCGGAGAAGGCGAAAGGGGUCGCGCUGCUCCAGGGCUGCCUCAAGCCAGUCCGUAGCUGUCUGCUCAGGCAGGAGGGAGAAGAGGUGACGUCUAGCAUGAUACGAGCAAUCCUUGAGAUCCUAGUCAGUGGCGUGGCUAGUUCCCCCCAAGAUAUUCAGACGUAUGCUUCCUGUACCCUCCUUGGUGCUAGUCUGAAAGGCGACCAGCAGGACGAUGGGAGAGAUCGGGAGAGAAAUUGUCAUGGGGCUAUUGAUGCUUGUGUGAAAUGGCUGCUGGAGAAUGAAUUCAUCCAGGUUUUAACCUCUGACAUGGGCAAAGAAAUCUAUUGCCCUACACAUCUUGGGUCUGCCACCCUGUUUUCCUCCUUUUCCCCCAUCGCAGCCCUGGAAAUCUUUGCUGAUCUCCAGAGAGCAAUGAAGAGCUUCGUCUUGGAGAGCGAUCUGCACAGCCUUUACCUCGUCACUCCAGUGUACGAAGACUGGGCCAAAAUUGACUGGUACCAGUUUUUUUGCCUGUGGGAGAAGUUGCGUCCCUCGAUGAAAAGAGUGGCGGAGCUGGUGGGGAUCGAGGAAAGCUUUCUGGCUCGCUCGGUGAAAGGCAAAAUCAUCGCCAGGACAGAGAAGCAGCAUCGGCAAAUGGCCGUCCACAAAAGAUUUUUCACAAGCCUUGCCCUGUUGGAUUUGAUAAAUGAGGUUCCUUUGAAGGACGUGGCUAAGAAAUACAGCUGUAGUCGUGGGCAGCUUCAGUCUUUACAGCAAUCUGCUGCUACCUACGCAGGGAUGAUCACUGUUUUCUGUAACCGGCUGGGUUGGCACAACAUGGAGCAGUUGCUCUCUCAGUUCCAGAGCCGCCUCACUUUUGGGGUCCAGAGAGAGCUCUGUGACCUGGUCCGGAUCUCUCUGCUCAACGCCCAGUGUGCCAGGGCGCUUUACCAAGCUGGGUUUGUCACGGUAGCUGACCUGGCAAAAGGGAACAUUGCUGAUGUGGAAAAUGCUUUCAGGAAUGCAGCCCCAUUCCGCAGUACUCGUAAGGCGGUGGGUGAAGACGACCAAGCAGCGGAGGAGCGCCUGAACGGCCACUGCAUCUGGAUGGCCGGCUGGAAGGGUUUGUCAGAGAGUGAAGCGGCCCACCUUGUCGUGGAAGAGGCUCAGACUCUGCUCAGGCAGGACUUGGCCGUGCUCGGGGUGGAGUGGAACCCCGAUUCGUCUCUCUUACCGGAUGCCUCUUUCACCGCUUCCAUAAUGAGCAGCAGACUGGAGGAGGAGGAGAAACUGAGAGCGAAUGGCACACGAGGGUUCGGAAACCGAGGGAGUCUAAAUUCACCUGGCAACAAUGGCAGUUCUCAGCGCGGGAAACCGUCGGGGGUCAAGCACAAAAAUAAGAGGCUCUUGGAUAUUAGUUCAGCAAGUGAGAGACCCCAAGAAGGGACUCCUGUAGAGGGGACUACGAUAGAGGCGAGAAACACUGAUGCGUUCCCGAGCGCAAGGAAACGUCCAAAUCUGGACAAGGGCAGAGAAAACAGGGCAGAUGUUUCUGUGACACAAAAGUCGGGCUCAAGGGAAGCAGUGAAAAGCACACAACAGAGGAAAAGGCCCUCCUUGAAAGCUCACAGCGCAAUGAAAUAUAAAAGAAGGGUUGGUAUUCCUUUGCAGCCUAACGAUAAUAGGACAGCAAGUGCUAAAUUGAGUAGACUUCGGAUUCAGGAUUCAGUCACGUGUAGAAGCCUCGAUAAGCCCUUUCUGUCCUCCCAAAAGCAUCCUCAAAGCAUAGCUAAAUCAUUGUUAGAUAAUACGGGAGGAGUCGAUGAAGUAGCCGCACAGGCAAAUGAAACCGAGCAAAACAGCCGAGAGACCGUGCAAAUGUUGUUUAUUGCGCCUAUAAACAGCCCCAAGUCUAAAUAUGCAUUAGAAGUUAAUUGCCACGCUGUCAAACCUUCUACAAACUCAGUGGUGGGAGGUGCCCCUGUUGUUAAAAGUAGAACGGAUGGCUCAGGAGAACUAUUGAUAUCGAACGCAGCACUGAAAUGGGAAGGUAACUGGAGCAAAGCCCAGAAAGGUGAGAACAGUGCUGAGAACUGCAACCCUGAAAAUAAAACAGAACGAAUCCGAGGUGCUUUUCUUGAAGAAGCAAGUGUUGCUCCUGACACGGGUGGAAACGAACAGACAGCCUUGGGCGGUUGUCAGAAGAAAGACCAAAAUAGCCCUGGAAAAUCCAGUGGGACCUUAUUACAGGCUGCAAGUGUGGGCGUACUGGAUAAACACUCCAAUAAUAGCGGGAAAGGUACUGAAUCUCUCAAAAAAUGCUGCUCCCCUGACCUGUCUUUGGGCUUUAGAGAAUUUGAAGACAGCUUCCAGUUGGAUACUCAGACGGAGAGGAUUCUGCAACAACAGAUGACCACCGAAACUGCUGACGACCAAGGCGUAAAAGAGAGGUCAAGCCCAGCACAGAAAAACUCCAUCUGCCCAAGGCAUGUCAGUACUUCCAAAACAGAUGCUGUGUGUGCCACAGAAAACCUAGAGGAUGGGGUAGCAGGACCGUCCCACACAGAAAAGAACAAAGCGGCCAAAAACACCGACUUAAUAUGCACAGAAGUGGUCAACUCCGCGACCUUUCCUACAAAGCCUUCUCAGAAACGCCCAGAAAUGCCUGUUUUCCUAGAAGGAAAUAGCUUUACUGUCACCGACUCCCAAUUCCGCAGUUUCUUACAAGGUUAUCAGACACCGAAUCUUGUGGAAAGGCAGGGGUCUCCUUGUCUUCCAAUGGAAGCUUCCCAGUCCUUCCACCGGAACCUCCUCAGCCCCGCUUCCAAGUGCCACCCCUUGCCUAAGACAAGUCUGAACAACAGUGAUAGUUUUCUAUUUGAUGGAAGCUUCAGUUCCAUGAACGACCCCCAGGAUGUUCAUAUGGAUGAAGCGGUUGUGGCAGGGGCUCUUCCACAGCAGAACGGCACCUCCCGUCCUUUGAAAACCCCUUCACAGGCUGGUGGACAGAAAAUGGGGUUAGCUAAAGGCAUAUCCCAUGCCAGCCUGGAUAAUGCUCAGUUACCGGCAGGGUACAGCGACAACGAGUCUCUUCUUUUCUCAGACCCGGAUUCUUUCCAUAUCACAGACGGAUUAGACAAUGCACCCACGCCUCCUUUCUGGAGAGACAUCCGUACAAAAGUGAAAAAACUGAAUGGGGAUAUGACCGAUGCGGAUGCUGUGGAAAAGGCACAUGAAAACCGGCCGAAAGACGGCGCAGAGAAAAACCUUGUCCCUGUGGUUCAGAGCCGCUUGUCGUUUGACUUAAGUCCAGGAAUACAAGAUGUUUUGGAUAGGUGGCCCAGCCCCUCUAUUGGUAAAGCUGAGCUAGGUCCAGGGAGCAGUUUGAGGGGAGAAACCCCCAGGGAACAUCAGGAUUCUCCCGCCAUUCCAGGCCUCUGUUGUGAGCAACAAGACUCGUUGUCCUCGUGCAAAGAUCUAAACAGCAAGCGCACGACUAGAGGGGUGGCUGUUCCGAGUGAGGCCUGUGGAGCUUUGCUAGAUAACAGAAGGGGAAGAACUGACCCAGGUGGGAACAAGGGGCUGCUUUCCCGAAUUAUCCGCAUGGAGCCUACGUCUCGUUGUUCGGAGCGACCCUUUGUGAAGCACGCACAACCAGAAAACGCAGAUCCCAUGAAUGAUGUUCCAUGUCUUCAGCUCCCGCGGAAUACAAACCCGGAUUCGCGCCUGCAGGAAGACGCCUUGCAGUAUCCACCAGAAAACGGAGAGCAGGGUGUGGCUCAGCUUGAGGAGGACAAUUCGAUCAUAGACGAAGGCUUCUCGUUGCAGUUGUCCCAAGACAACGUUCCGUCGCUGUCGAGCAGUGCCGAUAGCUUCACGAUUAUCGACGUGGCAAACGCCCAGGCGCUCUUCCAUACCUUCAUCGAAGAAUGGAGGACGAAAAAGAAAUUUGCCAUCUCUGUGGCUUGUGAGAGAAGAAAAGGCCACCUUGCUCUCAGAUCGGGUAUUGGUGCGAAACUUAAGCCAGGAGAAACUCCCCGGCAUCAGGAUGAUGGUUUUCCUAUUGAAGGCACUGAAGGCCUGUUGGUAGUUGGACUGGCUGUGUGCUGGGGUGGAAAGGAUGCUUAUUACGUCUCAUUGCAAGAAGAGGCAACUGAGCAAGCUGAAAUCCGUGCCAGUUUGGCACCGCCUCCCCUGGAUGAGAACCUGUCCGCGGCAGAGCGGCUGCGGCAACUUCAGCGCUGCCUGGAGGAGUCUGAGAGGGUGUUUUCGCUCGCCAUGUACGACUUCAUUCAGCACUACAAGACUCUCUUAAAGGCUUGUGACAUCUCUUUGGCAGGCCGUUUCGAGGACCCAAAGGUGGCCUGCUGGCUGCUAGAUCCCGGGUCUAAAGAGCGCUCGCUUCACAACAUGGUCACCAACUUCCUUCCCGAGGAACUGCCUUUGCUUGACGGCAUUGGGACAGGCCAAGGAAGGCAGAGCCUGGGGCUCAGCGCUAGCGCCGAUCAGACUGGGCGGUACAGGGCAGCCGUAGAGUCCGUGCUGGUCUUCCACGUCAUGGAUCAACUCAGCGCUCAGUUGCGCAACGAUAACUUGCAAGACAUUUUCCAUAAGGUGGAGAUGCCGAAUCAGUAUUGCUUGGCUUUGCUGGAGCUCAACGGCAUGGGUUUUAGCACAGUGGAGUGCGAGACUCAGAAGCACGUCAUGCAAGCCAAGCUGAACGAGAUUGAGAAUCGGAUAUACCAGCUGGCUGGACGCACUUUCUCCUUAACCAGCCCUGACGACAUUGCUGAGGUGUUGUUUUUGGAACAGAAGCUGCCACCAGAUGGCAGGUCUCAUGCGCAGCAGAGCCGGAAAACAUUGGGCUAUACCCGAAGGACCGCCACAAACGGAAACCGAGUCCGACUGGCCAAGCAGUUCAGCACUACCAAGGAUUCCUUGGAGAAGCUGAAGGGGCUGCACCCGUUGCCGGGCCUGAUUUUAGAAUGGCGGAAGAUCACCAACGCCAUCACCAAAGUGGUGUUCCCCCUGCAGAGGGAGAAACGCUUGAAUCCUGUGCUGGGAAUGGAGAGGAUCUAUCCUGUCUCUCAGAGCCACACUGCUACAGGGCGGGUCAGCUUCAGAGAACCAAAUAUACAGAAUGUGCCCAAAGACUUCGAGAUUGAAAUGCCGACCUUGGUGGAAGAGAGCCCAACUUCCCCGGAGAAACGCAACCGAUCCAGGUUUCUAGGAAGCAGAGACAAAAAGCACUGUAUCUUACCGCGUGAGCCUAAGAGUCCGAAUGAAGAGUCACCGAAGGGAAGAAAAAUCCCAUUUUCUGUCAGCAUGAGGCAUGCCUUUGUUCCAUUUCCAGGCGGUUUAAUCUUGGCUGCCGACUACUCCCAGCUUGAGCUGCGGAUCCUGGCUCACCUGUGCGGGGACCGUCGGCUCCUCCAGGUCUUAAACAGCGACGCCGACGUCUUCCGGAGCAUUGCAGCUGAGUGGAAGAGGAUUGGCCCAGAGGCUGUUGGGAAUGAGUUGCGGCAGCAGGCCAAGCAGAUUUGCUACGGAAUAAUAUACGGAAUAGGAGCAAAAUCGCUAGGAGAGCAGAUGGGAAUUAAGGAUGCCGACGCUGCCCGCUACAUCGAGUCCUUCAAAGCAAGAUACCCCGGUAUUCCGAAGUUCUUGAAAGAGACCGUGGAGAAGUGCAGCCGGGUGGGCUUUGUCCAGACCAUUGUGGGCCGGCGGAGAUACCUGCCAGCUAUUAAGGAUCCCAACCCUUACAAGAAAGCUCAGGCAGAGCGACAGGCCGUGAACACCGCCGUCCAGGGCUCCGCAGCUGACAUCGUCAAAAGAGCCACAGUCAAUAUUCAGGGCCAGCUGGAAGCAUGGUCAUCAGCUGUAAAAUCCUACGGACAUCUGGAGAACUCCGUCCAGAGGAAACAGACAGGAAAAUUGGGACGGGCGGAAAGGAGGCCGAUGCUGUAUCCCAGCCGUGGGGGGUUCUUCAUCCUUCAGCUUCAUGAUGAACUGCUCUACGAGGUUGCAGAGGACAGCAUGAUUCAGGUGGCACAGAUCGUGAAGCACGAAAUGGAAAAUGCGGUGAAGCUCUCCGUGAAGCUCUCCGUGAAAGUCAAAGUGGGGCCCAGCUGGGGAGAUCUGCAAGAGCUGGAGCUGUGAACCCCACCAGAGGGCCCGAGCUGUGUUAUGGACUCCUCCUGGAAACGACACCCCUAACAGGUUGGCCUGCCUGCACGACCGGGCGCACUUCUUCAACGGCAGCUCUCCGAUGGGCUUCUGAGAUGGGCCUGGAACUCGAAAUGAAUUUACCCAGGGAAACUUUUUAAGAGGCCACGCUGCACAUCUUGGAAGAGUUUUUACUUCCAAUUGCGAGGAACGGCUGAAAGCAAAGCGUUCCGAGGGGCCAUAUCAAAAUAUGAGGAGCCAGCCGUAAAUAUUUUAAAAGCCUACAAAGACACUAUUUCUUAACUUUCAAAAGAUAUCACUCUCAGCACUUUAAAGACAAUUGCCAUCUUUUUUUUUUAGAUGCAACCAUACUCUGUAUUCUCAGGGAAGUUUUAUCUUUCUGUGUUGUCACCCAAAAAGCCUCUUGUGCCUUGGGCCAGUUCAGGUAUUUAUCAUUCGUAAAUCCCUUCUCUAAGCUCACAACAGUGUGCUUGCUACAAGAGAGCUUAUGUAUCCCACUCUAUGAUUCUAGAUCUGUCCAUCCUUUUUUGAGAUGGAAAAUUCCCAGCCAUCAGGUGUACAUCCAUACAGUCCUAUACACAUCCUAUGCACAAGAGUUCUAGAAGUGUUUGAAUGAAUUACUAUAUUUUAUACAGAGCUGAUUUCCUGUUGGUAAUCCCUUGGCUAAAGAUUAGAAGACUUUCUUGCUGGAAGCAAUCUAUUUAAUGCCUUGUUCCGCUGAAAGGCACUUCAGUUACCAAGCGAGCAAAGGAAAUGAGUUUCCUUUCCUGUCUCAUUUUCCAGGUUUCCAGUUAGUUUUUUAAAACAAUGAAAUAAGUUAUCUGCUGAAGUAUAAAAUAGAGAUGAACUUAAACACAGUAGAAAUAAUAAAACAGAUUUGUCUAUCA
Molecule: messenger RNA, 8510 nt
Organism: Heteronotia binoei (common prickly gecko)
Lineage: Eukaryota; Metazoa; Chordata; Lepidosauria; Squamata; Gekkonidae
Gene: POLQ
Product: DNA polymerase theta
Exons: 30
Coding region: 1-7596 (2531 amino acids)
Biological process (GO): double-strand break repair via alternative nonhomologous end joining; DNA-templated DNA replication
Molecular function (GO): DNA-directed DNA polymerase activity; DNA binding; ATP binding
Source: RefSeq, a predicted model, not a curated record